AUGUCAUCUCCAAAACCCUACCUCUCAAAUGGGCGUAUGCUAGAAAGCCCGCCGAUCUCCGCCCGCAUCCGCUACUUCAUCGAUGACCUCUACAUCUUCUUCGGAUUAUACAUCGUCAGCCUAUUUGCGUUAAAUGCUUCUUCGGCCGCCCGAAGCUCCCAGUUCAAUAUUCAGAAUAUAGACAAUACCCAAAUCCAUCGGUCUCGGUGGGGUAGUUCGCGAGGAGGUGGUGGUGGUGGAGGCGGCGGCGGAGGGCCAGGAGGACCAGGCGGCGGUCCUGGGAAGAGACCUGGUGGUGGCGGAGGUGGAGGGCCUACGAGGCGUAUUGGGCGAGUUGAUGAUAUUCGCGGGCCGGAGUGUGGGAGUGGAGGUUGCAGGAGGUAG
Blastomyces gilchristii SLH14081 is the source of this 384-nucleotide messenger RNA. RefSeq lists its product as uncharacterized. Bases 1 to 384 code for a protein of 127 amino acids. The record is from RefSeq and is a predicted model, not a curated record. Lineage: Eukaryota; Fungi; Ascomycota; Eurotiomycetes; Onygenales; Ajellomycetaceae. The transcript is spliced from 3 exons.